This is a messenger RNA of Colletotrichum spaethianum, 1665 nucleotides long. RefSeq names its product tRNA-dihydrouridine(20) synthase [NAD(P)+]. Lineage: Eukaryota; Fungi; Ascomycota; Sordariomycetes; Glomerellales; Glomerellaceae. The record is from RefSeq and is a predicted model, not a curated record. The transcript has 2 exons. Bases 1 to 1665 code for a protein of 554 amino acids. Gene Ontology annotation, biological process: tRNA processing. Gene Ontology annotation, molecular function: flavin adenine dinucleotide binding; tRNA dihydrouridine synthase activity.
AUGGCGACAACGACCGAGACCCCGACCGCGGGGCUUGAGGCUGGAGGAGCGGCAACGACCGGGCCGAAGCUGCACGGUCGGGCUUUCUACGAGAGCAUUGGAAGUCCAAAGUAUAUCCUCGCUCCCAUGGUGGAUCAAUCUGAAUUCGCCUGGAGAAUGCUGACUCGGUCGUUCAUACCGCCAUCUGAGCAGAAGAACAUGGUGGCCUACACGCCCAUGUUUCACGCGCGGCUUUACAAAGACACGGAAAAUUAUCGCCAGUGCCACUUCCAAGCCGUGCGACCCAGUGACUCGACCGACUCGAACCCGACGCCGCAGGCCUGGCUCGACGGCAACCCCUCCAUCGACCGCCCCCUCUUCGUGCAGUUCUGCGCAAACGACCCCGAUGCUCUCCUCGGCGCUGCGCUUAGGGUCGCGCCGUACUGCGACGCCGUGGAUCUGAAUCUGGGAUGUCCGCAGGGCAUCGCCAAGAAAGGAAAAUACGGUGCUUUUCUACAGGAGGACCAAGAGCUUAUCUUCAAGCUCAUCAACACCCUGCACCAAAACCUGCCGAUCCCUGUGACGGCGAAGAUCAGGAUACUAGAUACUAAGGAGGCAACGCUCGCGUAUGCCAAGAAUGUACUGUCGGCCGGCGCGUCGAUACUCACGGUUCACGGAAGGUUGAGGGAGCAGAAGGGUCACUUGACGGGCUUAGCGGACUGGGGUAUCAUCAAGUGGUUGAGGGAGCAACUGCCGCCGGAAACAGUGCUUUUUGCUAACGGAAACAUCCUGCAGCAUGAGGACCUCCAGCGUGCGUUGGACGCCACCGGCGCAGACGGCAUCAUGAGCGCCGAGGGAAACCUCAGCGAUCCCACCAUUUUCAGCCCGCCGCCUGGAUCCGGGACUGAGACGCGGGAGUACUGGCGCGGCAAGGACGGCAAGGGUGGGUACCGCGUGGACGCGGUGAUGAGGCGAUACAUGGACAUCUUGCACAAGUACGCCGCGGGCGAGGAGCCACCUUCGAGGCGACCCCUCUUCGUGCCCGGCGACGACAUGGCGUGGAUGGAGGAAAUGGACAAGGCCCUGGCGGAAGAGGAUGAACCGGAGCGCAAGAAGCGCAGGAAGGACACGCCUAAGCUUGGGAAGAGCCGGACGCUGAGCCCCAACUAUUCGGCAAUGCAGCCGCACAUGUUCCACCUGCUCCGGCACUUUGUGUCGAAGCACACCGACGUGCGGGACCUGCUCGCCAAGAGCCGGGCCGGUGACCUGGAGGCGUACGAGAAGAUUCUGAGCAUGGUGGAGAGGAAGGUCGCGGACGGGCUGAUUGAGUACGAGAAGGUCGGGGCUGCGAUGUUCGAGGGCGACGAGGUCCUGGGCCCCGCGGCGGAUGCGGAGGAGGUGGUCGAGGAGAACGGGGAGAGCUCCAGGGGCGCCAUCAAGCGGUGCAAGAGGCCGUGGUGGGUUGUGCAGCCCAUCAUCCGGCCUUUGCCCAAGGAGGCCAUGGCCAAGGGCGCCGUGUCGUUGAGCAAGAAAGACAAGGCCAAGCUGGGCAAGGCGGAGAAUGGUGAGAUUGCCAACGGUGAGGCUGCGGUGGCGGUCAACGGGGAGGCCGAGAAGGAGAAGACGGCGGGGCAGAGUGUUCAGGAGAAGGUCCUGGAGACUGACGACAAGUUGCUCGCGGGUUGA